Messenger RNA from Musca vetustissima, 966 nucleotides. RefSeq names its product dehydrogenase/reductase SDR family member 7-like. The transcript has a single exon. NCBI's taxonomy places the organism in Eukaryota, Metazoa, Arthropoda, Insecta, Diptera, Muscidae. The coding region runs from base 1 to 966 and encodes 321 amino acids. The record is from RefSeq and is a predicted model, not a curated record. Gene Ontology annotation, molecular function: oxidoreductase activity.
AUGAGUCUUCUUGAACUGUUCGGUUUAUCGGUUAUACUUUACUACGUAAUUUACGUUUUCCUAUGGAUUCUGCUCGACUGUAAUGUUCGCCUGUGGUGGAAAAUUCAUUUUGGUGUUUCCAUUUCGACACUGCGUGGCCAGGUUGUGUGGAUAACCGGCGCCUCCAGUGGUAUUGGCAAAGCAUUGGCUAUCAAUUUAGCUCGCCACGGUGUACGAUUGGCGUUAUCAGCUCGCCGCACUGAAUUGCUAGAGAAAGUGAAAGAAGAAUGCCUGAUCGAGGCCAAAGGUCUGUUGGCCGACAAAGAUGUUUUGGUGUUGCCCAUGGACAUGUUAAAAUUGGAAAAUCACAAAAAGUGCCUUAACGAUGUCCUCAAUCAUUUUGGAAAAUUGAAUAUCCUGGUAAACAAUGCCGGACGUUCACAGCGUGCCAAUUGGGAGGAUAUCGAAAUUGAAGUGGAUCGUGAGCUGUACGAAUUGGAUGUUUUUUCGGUGUUGCAUUUGUCACGUUUGGUUGUGCGUUACUUUGUCGAACAGGCAGGUGGUCAUGGUCAUUUGGCUUGUACAUCCAGUGUUGCCGGAUUAACGGUGGUACCCUUUUCGGCCAGUUAUUGUGCAGCCAAACAUUCCAUCAAUGCCUAUUUUGGUUGUUUAGCUUUGGAACACCCCUCAUUGGAUGUGACACUAUUCAAUCCAGGUCCCGUAGCAACAGAUUUCCUGAAGGAAGCCUUUACCUCCCAGCAAAACGAGAAAGUUGGUCAAGACACCAAGGAUCAGAAACGUUUGACAGCUGAACGUACGGGAUUCCUAUUUGCCACUGCCUUGGCCAAUAAAGUGGAAAUGUGUUGGUGUGGUCUAUUCCCCGUUAACUUAUUGGCCUAUGUGUCACAAUAUAGCCUAUUGAGGUUGUUGGUACGCUAUGCCAUGUCCGGAAAAACUCUACACAAAAUUAGAGAUGGUAAACUCUGA